Messenger RNA from Seminavis robusta, 4221 nucleotides. The record is from the annotation of a GenBank genome assembly. Lineage: Eukaryota; Bacillariophyta; Bacillariophyceae; Naviculales; Naviculaceae.
AUGUCUUCCUGGAAUCCAGAUCGUCUCAGUCAGUUCGACUUGACCCAACCUGUUCAGCAGACACAGUACGCUGAGUCUCCUGAGAUUGGUGUGCGUUCAGCAGCCGCAGUAGAAGGAACACGUCUUGUUGUUGAAGAACAACAGGCCAAGUCACCAGCUCAAGUCACCCAGCCUGCAUUCGGCAUUUCACCGUGGUCUCCUUGGUCGCAAGAUCAGUUCAUUGGUUUGUUCAACGCAGAGAAGAAGAUGGCACGUUCCAAUAGUAGCAAACGCAAGAUCGGCAAUGGAAAGUCAACUCUGGUUGCAAGGAAGAAGAAGCCGUCUUCUUCUUCGAAACAAGCCCCCAAACUUCCUCCUGCCGCAGCUGUUAUGCCCACCGCCAAUGGAAGUCCACCCAUGCCACCAUUGCGUGCUGGAGUGGACAAUCGUCGUGGUGUCUGUGAAGUCAUGGGGAAUGAGAAGUGUCCAUACCCCAACCUCGAAAAUUACAGGCACAAGUGUAGCUCUUGUGGACUGUAUGUCCACGCUAUUGCUCCCUGUACCGGUGCUCAAACCAGCGAUGGGGCACUGAUCUGUAGUCUUUGCGUGGCUGUUGAAGAAAGGUCCAGCGAUGGUGAAGAAAGCGAGGAUGGUAAGUUGUCCCCUGACAUGUUGGCUGCCUCCAAAGCUUCUGAGAAUGUGGAGUCUGAUGAUGAAGAGGACGACGAUGAUGAAGAUGAGACCCAGCUUGCUGCAACUUCUCAGAGAGUUCCUGCAGCCGCUCCUCGCCAAGAUAUUCAGCAGAGGGCUUCUCGCGCUGAGGAAGUGUCUCAGCUUCUCAAUGGUACUCAGCAGAAGGAAAGGCAGAAGCGAGGAAAGAACUUCACUCCAGAGGAAGACGAGUGUCUUUCUCAAGCCUGGGUGAGCACAACAAUGGAUUCGCGCAACGGCAGUGAUCAGAGGCAGUCAGACUUCAACAAGAAGCUGUACAGCAACUUUCAAGACUUGGUCGAGGAUCUCAAUGGAGAUGCUGAUCCCCCUUGCCCUCCAUUGCCCAUGGACCGAAAGCAGAAGAGUGUUGUUGCGCGAUUCGGUACCAUCAAGCAGAGCACUUUUCCUGUCGCUCUGAUAACUUUCUGGAAAAGCAUUGGUAAGAGACAAAGGGACAAUUCCAGAGAGAUAAAGGUAACCAUGGAUCUUUCCCAAAGGUCUUCCAGCGGGGACAAGACGGGUGGGUCGUCCCCCAACAAGUUUUCUGGUCCAUCGAGCUCUGCUGCCCAGGCUGCGUCGUCGCUUGCCUUGUUGUUGCAGGAAGAUAUUCUGUUGGCCGACUACAAUCUUCAUGUGUCGGGUAAAACGGAAGAGGUAGCAUUUGCCUACUCGGCGGCAUUGCUCCAGAAUGAAGAGGCAGGCCAUGUCACCCAAAAGGCAACUGAUGCCUUGGCAGAAGUUCAACGAAAGCUUGCCCUAGUGGAAUCUUUGGCAGAGCGUGUGAGCCGGACAAGUCCAGCAGCUGUGGCAGCUCCGCUGUUACGAUUGCACGGGUACGAAGCUCACCAAGAAGAGGAAAAGGAUCCAGCCGGCACUUCCAAUGCUACUACAUUAACCACUAUCCGAGAACGAGGUGAAAGAAUCAAGCGACAAGGUGAAGUUCUCGAUGGUGUAGCGCGGCGCGUCGAGACAAGCCUCAAGAGAGGAAUGAAGCGAAUGGAGACUGUCACCUCUCGCCUUUCCCGAGUGCUUGCCUUGUCGGCGACAUUGAAAAUGAUUUUAAGAGUCAAGUUUGAAUCAUCCAAGUUAGACGGAUACGACUUGGAAGAUUCCAGGGAUUUAACCAGAGCUGCUGCCUCGGUCGCUGUUAUUGAGGACCUGCUCUCUCGUCCCGAGUUGAAUGGCACACAGCCAAUCCAGGCCGUAGAGGAUCUUAGGCCUUCGAUUGUUCGUACGGCAUCUGCAGUGCGCGCGGCUGCUGCUAAAUUAUUGGAAAGUCACAACAGGAGUGCUGCUGUUUCAACAUCUUCGGUUGUCCUCCAGCUAGGAACGACGCUGCAAGUGUAUUAUCAUUUGGGAGAAUUGCCACAGGCUGCUUGGAGUGCGGUUGACCAUGCCAUUGCAUCGGUGCAAAAAGUUACCUCGGCAUUCUUUUCGGCCAAAAACAUCACUUCCAUCACUGAUGAUGCUACCAGCGAAGCCAAGCGUCUAGCUGGAAGUAAAUUUAGUGACGCGCAAGGCCAAAGAAUGCUCAAGAAACAACUCAAGGACUACAGGGCGGCGGCAGCUUCAAAGUGGGCCACGGGAAUCACAGAUGCGGCACUCCGUGUGUGGAAUUUGCAUCGCGUGCUCUGCCGCAAGACAGAUCCCGCCCAGAGACUGGUUUAUGUGGAUGUUGUGUCACAGGCAGAGAUUCCAGAUCAGUACAAACGUUCCAACAAAAACAACUCGAGUUUUAUCAUUUUUUCGGCUUUCUGGGAGAAAAUGUGUGAGGUGCUCGCCAGUCGUCUCAUGGAAACCUUGGAACAAGACAGCCAAAAACUCGCGGCUGACACUGCGGCCCUCUACCCUGCAGCCAGAACAGCCUCUUUGGAAAUGAUGGGUUUCCUUUCGGAUACCAUGCAAUCGGGAGUUGGGACUGUGGCGCUGGACGAUGGAUCGUCCUCGUCUCCUAGCGGCAUUCUCGGUGGAUCUGUAGGACUGGAUGAUCAGUUCAUUGGUUGGAGCUCCCAGAACAACACUCAAGUAGCGGAAGCCGCUGGGUUGGGUAUGGACAGUGCCGACAGCUGGACAAGGACGGACCGCAAUCCCUCCGUUCCGGAUGAAAAGGUUGUUUCUUCUGCAUCAGCUCUGUCCCUGUCCGUUAUCCUACAGUCACCAGAAUGGAAACUACUCGAAGGAAGCAAGGCUUCGCAAGGUGGACUUUAUCCACUCCAGAGUGCCUUCCAAGAGGAAAGCAUGAAAAGGUUGUGCGCUCCUUUGCAAUUCAUGUUUCCUGAGAAUAUUGCUCUGGAUGAGACUGGAAUGGAAGCUGCUACGCUGCCGAUGCUUCCCUCCAAAUAUGAUGUGCAGCGAUUCGACACCAUAGUUCGAGAGGAAUUGUCCACUGCAGACAAGCGGGAAGGCGGUGGUGAUUUGUCUGCCAUAAAGAUGAUUGCCGGUUCGAUCUGCGAGAUGGUGCGCUUGUUUUGCAAGCAAGCCCAAAACGCAGUUUGUUCCCCUCCCGAUUCUGCUUGUUUGACUCCAGAAGGAUCUACGACAACAACCAUGCAGCAUGACGUGAAGGUCACGAAGAUUCUGUACACCUUGACGACGUACUUGAGGCAAACCCCGGAGAAGGUUUUUAUUGCGCCCUACAAACCUGCAACCAGUCCUCAACAUGAGGAAGCUGCCAGGAUUUGCCAAUCUGCCUUGAUGCCUGCAAUCAACACCCUUGAUCAAAUGGUCAAAACCAUUCUUUCGCCUCUAAUUCGCGCUUUGAACCAGCGAGUGGCGUCAAUGAUUGCUCGUAUCCAUGCUGGGGCGUACCACGACGAGAGCCAGAGUAGCAGCCCAGACGCUGAGAAUCUUUCGUUUGUUCAAAAGCAUCUAUCAAAGACGUUCGACGCGAUUGCUGCCAACCAACUUGCGAAGCUGCCACCAGACUACGGAGCGACGGUUGCGUCGGCUGUAGCAGCUUUUUCGAUGUACACGUUCGUGUCAAAUGUCGCGCUGAUCAGACCCCUCAGCACCGCUGGUAGACUGGCUGUCGUUCAAGAUCUUGCUGACUUCGAGUUGAUCCUAGAUCAGUUCGUUGUCAAAUGCGGGUCUUCCCUCUCCCUCGGAAAGAUUGAAGGGGGCAAACCUUACAGCGAACUUCGUGCUGUCCGCAUGAUGCUGUUUUGGAAUGGGCUUGAAAACAAGGAGAAUCAAGCCAGUGCAAUUGCAAAGACAAUGCUCAGAGAAUCCUGGAUUAAAGAUGUGCGCACAUCAACGGUCUGUCACUACCUGUUUUCGUACGCGCCAAGUCUGUUGUCCUCGCCUCACCAUUCAAAGCGGAUGCGAGAAGAAGAGUAUGUUGGGACCAUGGUAGGUCUAGAUGCUGGCACCGAGGAAGGUGAAGCAAAGGCCUGGAUGGCCAUCAUGGCCUGCUGCGAUGCGUAUCAGCAACGAGAAAGCGUCGAACGAGGCGGAUCAGAUGGUGACCCUAGAGUCGCCAGUAUCCUGAUGACCUUGGGUCCAGAGUUGUUGAGAGGCUCUCGUCGCCAUUAG